CCGUUCCUGCCGGCGCCGAAGCCGCGGGAGGAGUGACCCGAAGAGCCACAAAGGAGCGCCGGCGGCGAAGCCUGCGCUGCCAGCGGAGUCGCCAUGAGCUGGGGCACGGAGCUCUGGGACCAGUUUGAUAAUUUAGACAAGCACACACAGUGGGGCAUUGAUUUCCUGGAAAAAUAUGCAAAGUUUGUAAAAGAAAGGAUAGAGAUUGAACAGAAUUAUGCAAAGCAACUGAGAAAUCUGGUGAAGAAAUAUUGUCCUAAACGUUCAUCCAAAGAUGAAGAGCCCAGGUUUACCUCAUGUAUAGCCUUUUAUAAUAUUCUUAAUGAAUUAAAUGACUACGCAGGACAGCGUGAAGUAGUAGCAGAAGAACUGGGACAUAGGGUAUAUGGAGAACUGAUGAGAUAUUCCCACGAACUCAAAACAGAAAGGAAACUGCACCUUCAAGAGGGCCGAAAAGCACAACAGUAUCUUGACAUGUGUUGGAAGCAGAUGGAUAAUAGCAAAAAGAAAUUUGAAAGAGAGUGCAAAGAAGCAGAAAAGGCACAGCAGUGUUAUGAGAGACUGGACAAUGAUACCAAUGCUACUAAAGCAGAUGUUGAAAAAGCAAAGCAGCAGUUAAACCUGCGUACACAUAUGGCUGAUGAAAAUAAAAACGAAUAUGCUGCACAGUUGCAGAAUUUCAAUGGUGAACAGCACAAGCAUUUCUAUAUUGUCAUUCCUCAAAUAUAUAAGCACCUUCAAGAAAUGGAUGAACGACGAACCAUCAAACUUAGUGAAUGUUAUAAAGGAUUUGCAGAUUCUGAGCGGAAAGUUAUUCCAAUAAUCUCAAAAUGUUUAGAAGGAAUGAUUGCUGCAGCCAAAUCAGUUGAUGAACGCAGAGAUUCUCAAAUAGUAAUAGACUCCUUUAAGUCUGGCUUUGAACCUCCCGGAGACUUUCCAUUUGAAGAUUACAGUCAACACAUUUACAGGACUGUUUCUGAUGGAACGAUCAGUACACCAAAACAGGAAGGGAUGAAAAUUGAUGCAAAAACCACUGUGGGCAAGGCUAAGGGCAAACUCUGGCUUUUUGGAAAGAAACCAAAGGGUCCUUCCCAAGAAGAUUUCAGUCACCUGCCACCAGAACAAAGGCGGAAAAAACUGCAGCAGCGGAUUGAUGAACUUAACAGAGAAUUACAGAAAGAGACAGAUCAAAAAGAUGCCCUCAUCAAAAUGAAAGAUGUGUAUGAGAAAAAUCCACAAAUGGGUGAUCCAGGUAGUCUUCAGCCAAAAUUAAUGGAAACUAUGAACAACAUGGACCGUCUCCGAAUGGAAAUCCACAAGAAUGAGGCAUGGCUUUCUGAAGUUGAAGGUAAAGUAGCAACAAGAGGAGACCGAAGGCACAGCAGUGACAUCAACCAUCUUGUAACCCAAGGAAGAGAGAGUCCUGAAGGGAGCUAUACUGAUGAUGCAAACCAAGAAGUUCGAAGCCCACCCCAGCAGCAUGGCCCUCAUAAUGAAUUUGAUGAUGAGUUUGAAGAUGAUGAUCCUUUGCCGGCUAUAGGACAUUGUAAAGCUAUCUAUCCUUUUGAUGGUCACAAUGAAGGUACCCUUGCAAUGAAAGAAGGAGAGGUUUUGUAUAUUAUAGAGGAAGAUAAAGGGGAUGGAUGGACAAGAGCUCGGAGGCAGAAUGGAGAAGAAGGAUACGUGCCAACUUCCUACAUAGAUGUAACUCUAGAAAAAAACAGUAAAGGUGCAGUAACCUAUAUAUAAUCUCCAGUCCAUCACCUUAUCCAUGAACAUUCCUUAAUGAAUACUGAAGCACAUAAUUGGAUGGAAAAGUAUAAAACCAUUUAGGAGUCUUUGCAAUAUGUGAUUUACCACAGGAGCCCAAACUAAGAUCUCAGUUUUGAAACUGGAAAACGUCUGCAUAUAACUUAUAUUGUUCUGUGGCUGUGAUCAAUGCCAUCUUUGUUUAAUUUCUCCAUGUGCUUUUAACUUCUGGGCUUUGAAGUGUUCUUUUUCAGUACACAGUCAGGUCAUAUUUUAUUGGUUUUCAUAGUUUUAAUGUUAUUCUUGUAAAGUUUAUUUCUUCCUUUUAAAAGAACAUUAUUAUUUUAGAAUGAAUUGUUUCAUUGCUUUAGGGUAUACCAUUUCUGGGCAAUCCAUUUUUAUCCUACACCAGAGCUCGUUCCAGUGUCCAAGUAAUAGCUAAACUUAAUUAAACGAAAAUGAAGGUCAGCUUUAACUUUUAUUUUCUGAACAACAGCUCUUCUUCUCAUUGCCCUGUGCUAAUUUAUGCACUGGACACAUUUUGUAAGAACAGCCUGCAGUCUAAUGCAAUGUAAGGUUAUGCAGAAAUAAAAGAAAACUUUCAGUUACAAGGGUGCGUGCCAUUACCUCCAUGUAGUGGAACCUAGGGAGUUGCAAUGUAGGCUUACAAACAUUCCUGUUCUGCAAGUAUUUUUUGCAGCUUUUCCUUUCUAAAUUAGAUCUUAGAUUCCUAGAAAUAAAUGCAGCGAGUUGCAAGAGGUAUAGCAGCCCUUCAGCUUGAUGAUCUACUCCUUUUUGCUCUUUCUCGUAUUGGGGAUUUUGUAUAUGUUUUAUGUAUAUACAAUUGAAGAGUCCCCGCCUCUCAUGCCAACACUUGACAUACUUCUCUUGUUAAUUGUCUCUUCAAAAAGCACAGAAAAGUUACAACUGCUUCCUACAGAUCUCUUAUACUUGGUUCCAUUCAUUCCAAUAGAAAGUGCACAAAGGAAUAAAUGCAGAUCAGUUCCUUUUGUUAAAAUGAACGGGUAAGGUCUUUGUAUGUGGAAACGUUUUCAUGCCCAGAACAGAACAUUUUAUCAGGAUGUUAAUCUGUGGUAUCAUAUGAUUGGAAUCGGAAUGCUCUAACUUAUAUUACUUGUGCUUAUGCUUGUACAUUUUCACUGGGAUGCUAGGGAACAUUUGGAAGUUAAAUUGCACUAAUUUGCUACUGAAUGAACUUCUAUCCAGAAAGUAUGAAGUGGGGAACCCUUGCAAAGGAUCUGAGCCAUUAUCUAGUAUAACCAUAAUAAUUUGAGGUGGAUUUUUUUUUUUUAAAUGACUAUGCUUCUCUUUUUUGAAUGGCCCCUGGUAAUUCUGUUCUGUUCUUUUUUUCCUCUCGGAUUGCAGGUUCCUGAAGCGGGUUUCUGAGAAAAUGGGCGAGAUGUUGAAGGAGGUUACAUGCAGCUGCUUUUUGGGGGAGGGUGUUAGGCCCAGCAAGAUGGGGGGAAAGCCAGUUGCAUGAAAGCAUGUAGGCAUAUGUUUCUCACUAACAAUGUUAGCAUUUCUCUGUGUGUUCAAAAUUGUGGUAAGCUAAAACUCCAUUCCAACAGAACCAAACAACCCAAUCUGAAAACAUACCCUUUCCAUAGUUUGAAGUUCUGAAACACUAUAGCUGUUUACCACUUGCAUUUUAUAUUGGCUGUUUCAGUUGCUUCCUUUCCAUAUAUCCAUUUUAAAUCAGCAUUCAGUCAAACUCAUGUCAUUGACAGUCUCUGCCUGUGCCACCUCCAUGCUCGCCCUAAACCUUUUCCUGCAUGUCUAGAUACGCGUCAGGCAUGUCUGCCUAAUGUUUUGUACUUCCGUAGCUCUUCUCCCUCUCCUGCAUUUGUAGCAACCUCCAGCACUAAAGUUUUUUAUUUCCCUACCCAUUUCUGUCGCUGUAAUUUUUUUUUUUCCUUCAUUGUGACCAUUCCAGUUCUUUGGAGUUACACAGGCUGUGAACUUAGCAUUCAUUCUGCUUUGGGGAAUGGAAUACAUCUCAGCACUAGGCCAUUCCAGCCUAUCAGCACCUCAAUACUUUUUCAUGAGCACUGAAAUCCUGGGAUAAUAAGAGCACAGAUUUGCCGCUAUAAGACAACCAACUCUUUUCAGAAAUCAAGUGCUUGUCAUUCAGAUGCUGCCUUAAACUCUCGAGUGCCUAAAUCGUUGAUUGCCAACACUACCACUUCAGUAUCCCGCUAAGGGCUAUUGGGUCUCAGCUCUGUAUGACCUCCUGAAUCUUUCUACAGUUCUGCAGCUGUUGGUAGCCAAUGGUAGAUGUUUUCUAGAUCUCUACCAGUCUAUAACACAAGGUGCAUUGUGAAUGUGACACAUUGAAAACAAAGUACAUGAAUCAAUUUUGUUUUAUGUCUAAUGAAUGUUUUUAAUAGGAUUUUUAUGGAGCCUUUUUUUAAUUGUCUAUUUUUUUGAGUUGGGGAUGGGGGAAGACACCAGUUUUUAAUGAACUGCAGUGUUCGUCUGUUUCCAAGUAUGCUUCAUUGUAAGGACCAGUUAAAAAUUGGAGUGAUACUUUGUAAUGACCUAUGUGCACUUUUAUUUGUAAACAUUGCGAUUUGGACAUGUUUAUACAUGUAAAUAUAGUUGUCUGCAGCACCCCAUCAUUGCUCAUGUUAAUUGUCUGCCAUUUGUGAAUUAUGUUAAUGAAAACAUCAAAUCUAAACAAAAUAGGGUAAUCUUAGUAUAUGGGAAGGGAAGUGGGAGGGACAAAGAAACAGUUAAAUUAAGCUUCAUAAAACCAGCUUUUUGCUGUUUGUGGUAAUAUUUAAAAUCCUGCUUUUUCUAAGGGUGGGAAUCAAAGCAAUAUUUGGACACAGCAAUGCUGGAUUCCUUUAGAACUUUUUUCAGUGUUACUAGCAGUUGUACUAUCAGUAAAACUAAAUCUGUGUGACUCUUGUGUGGAGAUUUCUUCCUUUUACUAUUACGUGUGCCACUAUUACACAGAUGAUAUAGUGUAUUUACAUUGAAGGUGAUAAAACACUAAAGGUUAGAGUUUUGGGAUAUUGUAAACAGGGUUAUUUAUAAUAAUGCGACCGUAUGCCAUUACUGACCCAACUACAUUGAAUAGUUCUUUGUUUAGUGCUGGCUUUUUAUUUUAAAAUUAAAAAUUAAAUACAACAAUUAGGUUCUCACUCGUUCAGCCAGGAACCCUAUGGAUUUUGCUAACAGCCAGUUGGAGCUGCUUUUAACACUUCUAGUAAAGGACUAAUUGUUCUUUUGUGCUACUGUUUUUCUAGGGCAGGAUUUGUUUCCUCAGGAGGAUAUUUACUUUCUGUGGUAUAAAGCAUCCUUUAUGAGGGUAGUUAAAUGUAAGGGGAAGAAAAAAUCUUUGUACUUGCACAGUUGGCUAAAAUUAUUAUUUUGAAAUGUUGAGAAUUAAUUGUCUGAGUCAUAACUUUUCAGUAAUUUUUAAUCUUUUGUGCACGUGUUGAUUUUUUAAAUGUUUAAAUGCUUUGUUAAAUAAUAGUGGUUCUCUUCAAAAUAUUUUCAUGGAAUUAAACAAUCUUUUCAUGGCCCUGAUAA
Python bivittatus (Burmese python) is the source of this 5307-nucleotide messenger RNA. RefSeq names its product formin binding protein 1 like (gene FNBP1L). Gene Ontology annotation, molecular function: protein binding. NCBI's taxonomy places the organism in Eukaryota, Metazoa, Chordata, Lepidosauria, Squamata, Pythonidae. The record is from RefSeq and is a predicted model, not a curated record. Gene Ontology annotation, biological process: signal transduction.